AUUGUGUAGAUUUCGUGUUCACUUUAAGAUGGAAUCUAAUGGAGAUACUGAAAGCGAUGCACAACCGAAGUUAACAUUUGCUGACUUAAAUAUUCCUUCCGUGUCAACGCAACCAAAGGAUACGCCGAUUGGAAAGAUUCAAAGAUGUCAGGAUCUGAAAGCAAGAGAAAUUCUCUUCAUGUCCUUAAUGCUUGGCUCAGUACUGCUGGCUACAGGGUUCACCAUUUACAGGAUGGCAGUUAUCAGCAGGCAGAGUGCAGAUUUUAGCUUUGGUAUUCUGCUGCUGAUUAAUGCAGGCUUCUGUAUCUGGUUUACAAUCGAUGGUGUUCUGAGAGAAAGACCAUCAGAGAUUGUGAUGCUGUGCCUAGCGACAAUUAUAAUCUUAUUUUAUAUAAUCUUCAACUUCGCUUUGGGGGAUAAGAAUAGUAUCAAACUGGCAAGACUGAUAGUGGCAUCUAUAUCAUGUCCAGGAAUCACUGUAGUAGGACUGUACUGUGCUAGAAAAUAUUACCUUUCCAAUCACCUCAUUUUUCGGACUGUUGGUGCUUUUCAAGACAUGCAGAAUCUGUACAAGAAUCUUCUCUAUUUUCAAGAUUUAUUAAAAUUUGAUCUUCAAGUUGGGUGCAGCAUUAUUGUUCUGGUGUUGGAUGGGAAUGAUGUGGAGGUGCAUGAGAUUGUCAUCUUGAGUUUGGGAGGAGCCUUCAAGAUUGUUUGGUUCAUUCUUGGCUAUAUCGUUAUGAGUAGAGAGAUCAAGAUUGGAGCCUGGGUUUUUCUUGCUUUAAGUCCUGUGGAGAUUGCCUACAUUAUCUUCAAAAUGUACGAUGUUAGCACUUACAUAGACACAGCCAAAGGCCUAGCAGCUGCCACCAUUGUUUGUAUUACAGCAGCUCUUAUUGUGCGUCUGCUGGCUAUUGUGACUGCUGUUUUUGUCUAUAGAGGGUUUGGGAAAGGUCUAAAACAAAAAUUGUUCAUGUCGCCAGUUGAAGAUGGUGUAGGAAUAGUGAAUCAACCAACGGAGCAGAAUUCACCAAGUAAGUUUUGAACAGGAGGAGAACCUCAACAUAACUUGAAUGUUUUAUUUUUUUGUACAAUCUCUAUUUUUAGCAUCAGCAUGUACUGGACUUUUUUUUAUGAUAAAGACAACUUGUACUGAAUAUAAGUUUUUAAUUUGAUAUUUGUAAGCAAAGUGGCCAAAUGAAGUUAUAUUUUACAGUUGUUUAUUUCAUAUAAUGCUAGUGAGUUUACACAUUAAUUGGAAACAGUAUUUGAGUGGUAUUUUUUACAUUGCUCUAAAAUUUUUAAUGUUUGUUAGUGUCU
Physella acuta is the source of this 1317-nucleotide messenger RNA. RefSeq lists its product as uncharacterized. Lineage: Eukaryota; Metazoa; Mollusca; Gastropoda; Physidae. The record is from RefSeq and is a predicted model, not a curated record.